This is a messenger RNA of Knipowitschia caucasica, 606 nucleotides long. NCBI's taxonomy places the organism in Eukaryota, Metazoa, Chordata, Actinopteri, Gobiiformes, Gobiidae. The record is from the annotation of a GenBank genome assembly.
AUGAACUCCGGUGAUUGGAGCAAACUCGUGACCCACGUGCUCAUACCGCAACCAAGCGGUAGAGACGGAGGUCCUACGAGCCAUAGAGAAAGGGAUGGAGGGCCACCUCUCCCAAGAGUGCCCGAGCAUUCCCCAACCUGCAAAGCAGGAAAGAAUUCAGAACAAACCUGGGCAGGCAGCCUCUCCCAAGAGCGCCUGAUCCCCAGGAGUGUAAAGCAGACUGCAGAAGGGCCUAGGCCGCCUCUCCCAAGAGCGCCUAUCCUUACUGCAGAGGUGUCCAGGCCGCCUCUCCCAAGAGUGCCAACACCUCUCCACACAACCCCCCCCUGCAGACGAGUUCUCAUCGAGCCGGGUGGGCCACCCCAGAUCCAGCACACAGAGGAGCACCACAUCCGCGACCUGGAGAGAGCACCACGACGCAUGAUACAAGCAGGGGCAGACAUGGAGGUCUGCCUGGCCUGUAAGUAUGGGCAUGUGUGCAGGUGGGCCCGGCAGCAGCGGCAGGAGUCUGAGGCCCCGGGAGAGACGCGGCGGAGGCCCCGGGAGAGACGCGGCGGAGGCCCCGGGAGACUCACGGUGGAGGCGAACCCCCUCCCCAGAGAUUGA